GCAUAUAUAUAUUCAUGCACUGACACUGAAGACUGAAGUGGAUCAAUUGUCGAGCGGUGUAACUAACCGAACUUACUGUAAAAAAAAGAAAAACAACCUGUUUAUUGCUUUCCCGACAUUUAUGUUUGAAACGCGAGACUCUCAAAGACUGAAUAGAAGUGAUAAAUACCUGUACUUCGAUAAAUUAGAGAGACAAGUAGGAUUAAAAUCAAUUUUAAGCUCUUAACCUUAAAAUUAUAGGUAUAGAGACUUGUAGGUUAUAUUUUGAGUGUAGACUUGAAUCUACUUAGGACAGUUACUUGAUAGGACUGCUGAAAAAGAGAGACCUAAAUCUUCCUAACUUGUUUCAAGGUGAAAUUAAUGCAUUUUGACGUACCAAGAUAUCUGAGGAAUCCACAAAGUCAAACGGAUUGUACAUUCCGUCGCAUCGGUGGAAACCACAGAAUCGAUUUAUCAAUUUGAUCGUAACACAAGUAGUUUAAUGCCAUACACCAAAGAUGAACUUAUUGAGAAUAAGCUUCAUAGGCUUUGUUAUGCCUCUAAUCUUAGUUAAUAUCGCAAACAGCGAAGAAGUGGAAGUAUUUACAAUACAAACAGUAUCUGAGGAUGCUAUCAAUGAAGAAGAAAGUAAGCAGGUUCAUACAGAUGAAACGAAUGAGUCUGCGAACGUAAAUGCCGAUGUUCCAGUAAAUGUCACGGUCUCAACCAAUACUACUAAAGUUAAUUGCUCGUCGGAGAAGAUCUACGGUCCUGUUGAGAUUGUCAAUGCGACUAGACUCAUGGAGCUAUUGAUCUUGGAGCCUGGCCCCUCAAAUCGUUCCAGAAACGACAAAGACGGUAAACAGUUACCAGGAACGUGCGUUCUAGUGUUAUUCUAUGCCCGAUGGUGCGUAUUCAGCAGCCAAGCUGCGCCGCAUUUUAACGCUAUACCUCGCUCGUUUCCCCACGUUAAAGCCGUAGCCAUCGACGCUAUAAAACACCAAAGCGUAAGAAAAUACAUCGCUUUCAGCUUCAAUGCUCAAUACGGAAUAGUUGGGGUGCCGACGCUGAUGCUGGUUCACAACGGCAAGCCUGUCGCCAAAUUCAACGACACGACCUAUACCCUGGAGUCGUUCGCCAAGUUCGUGUCUCAUCUGACGAACCUGCAGCCGAACGGCUCGCUGUACGUUACGUCGGCGGACUUUACGGGCCCGGUUUCGAGCACGCCCUCCAACGAGACGGACUAUUGUCUGGUGCUGUCGUGGGUCUUCAUAGUUGCCUGCGCGCUGUACUUCACAUCGCGUAGCAGAUGGUGGCAACAGUUCGUUGAGCUUAUUCAGAAUACCUGGCUCGAGAGUAACGAAGAGCACGAGCAUGCUGAUUGAGAAAGGCAGACUAAUUGCUGAAUUAUUUAUUCAUUUUGUAAACUUGUAAAUAGGAAGAAGGAAAAUAAAUAUAUACAUAUAUAAAUGAGGAUAAGGGAAAUUCCAAGAAUUCGUUUAAAUUUAAGUUACUUUAAUUACUGCCAAAUUUACUGCUUGCUUUAUUUAUUACUAAAAGACUAACUGCAAGUUUAAUGAUUACUCGAAAUCGGAAUUAGUGCUCAUGAGUGAAAAAUAUCAACAUUGACCCGAUUGACCGACACUGAUGAGUUUCAUAUAUUCUAAUUUUCUUCCUUUAUUUGUAUACACGUUUAAGCUAAAGUGUAAGUUUAAUGUUAAUAAAAUUGUUUGGUCAUUCUA
Molecule: messenger RNA, 1721 nt
Organism: Temnothorax curvispinosus
Lineage: Eukaryota; Metazoa; Arthropoda; Insecta; Hymenoptera; Formicidae
Product: thioredoxin domain-containing protein 15-like
Exons: 5
Coding region: 498-1364 (288 amino acids)
Biological process (GO): cilium assembly
Cellular component (GO): cilium
Source: RefSeq, a predicted model, not a curated record